UCUGAAACUCAAAUGGAAACACGGACAAGCACGGCUCCAGUUCCUAGCGAGCGCGUGUAGAAUUAGUUUUGAAAAUCAACUGUGCCAGCUGCCGACCGGCGUUGUCAGCCCGUGGUAUCCGCCCGUCAACGUUCUCGGCCCUGUUUAGAUGGAUCCAGAAUUCGCUUCAACUAUGGAACUCUGAAAGACAUCGUAGCAGGUAGAGCGGAACUGUUGGAAAACGGGUGGCAAACAUGAAGCGAGGCCACGCGGAGGCAACAACACCUACUGGUUCAGGAAAUGCCACACCCACCAAUGGAUGUCCAAUGGUUAUCUUUGGAUGGGGUCAUGGUCCAAGCGGUGAACUGGGCUUAGGUGGAAUAUCGGGAGAAACGGAUGAAGACAUAGUCGCAGUGCCACGACAGUUGAGGCGAUUUGGCAGUCGCGUCGUGAAAGAUGUGGCAUGCGGCAAGCAACACACACUGGUCCUGCUUGCAAACGGAUACGUCUACAGCUGUGGCUCCAAUGAGUUUGGCCAGCUUGGCCAGGACCGCUCUCAGAGGAAAUUGGAACAAGUGAGUGCGUUGGCCGCCCAUGAGAUUCGAGCUGUUUCCUGUGGCCAGGAUCAUUCCUUGGCUCUAAGUGAGGCUGGACAAGUUUUUUCGUGGGGAUGCAACAAGGAUGGACAAUUGGGAAACGACUCUACAGAUCCCCAGCACAACAAACCAAAGGUGAUAAAGAAAUUGGCUGUAAUGCAGGUGGUUCAAAUAGCUAGUGGAGCCCUACAUUCACUGGCCCUUACAAUAAACGGAGAGUUGUAUGCGUGGGGAAGCAACUCAAAUGGGCAAUUAGGCAUAGGUGAGAAGGACGGUGGUCGUUCCUCUCACCGUUCUCCUUGUCGAGUGACGCAUCUGGCUGGAAUUCCCUUGACACAGGUUGCCUGUGGAGGAUAUCACAGUGUUGCACUCACACUUUCUGGUGCUCUCUUUGUCUGGGGCCUCAACUCGUUUGGACAGUUGGGUACAAAUGACAAGAACGAUAGGUUUGUUCCCACGGUGCUCAAAUCGCUGAGAUCCCAACGCAUCAAGCACGUCUGCUGCGGAGAGAAUCAUACAGCAUGUCUGACAUCGGAUGGUGGUGUGUUCACUUUUGGAUGUGGCACCUACGGCCAACUCGGUCACGGAGCCAAGGCAAACGAAACUGUACCUAAACGCAUUUCCGAACUGAUGGGCACCAUCAUAACACAACUGGCAUGUGGAAGGUGUCACACGCUAGCAUAUGCCCCGCGUGCAGGGCGUCUUUAUUCUUUUGGACUGGGAGGUGCUGGACAAUUGGGACAGGGAUCUUCUGCUGCUGGCACUACGCUGUUGCCCGGAAUCGUCCAAGGCCCAUGGACCGGGGUUGUCCAUCAGGCACUUCAAGACCGCUCCCCGUCACCACAACCUGUACAACGGCUGUAUUCCCCCAAAGAAAGUGCAUCGGAAGUCUCAUGGUCCCAGUGCCUCUGCGAUGAGGUGCCCCCCCUGGGCGAUGGGAAACGAGACAGUAGCGAAUUUUUGGUGCCUCCCGAUGGCGGUGUGGAAGGCCGCAGGACGCCGCAGGACAGGAUUAUCGAUGCGGACCUCGUGCACCCUGAAGCAGUAGACAUCGAUGACCUUGGCUCGGAGCCGCUGCAGAGCAACAGAUCAAAAGAAGAAUCCAAAGUGUUUUUGCACAAGGUGGUCUGUGGUGGGGACCGCAACUUUGUGCUCUGCUACGAGGACAAGGGUGAUUCCCCACCUCGUCCAUUGGACUUCCGGUUUCAUUGCAAGGAUACCCAAAUCUCUAGUAUGGACAACGAUGUGUUGGAACAGUUGCCCUUCUUUCCAGUUCAGGAACAAGUGCCUCAGGAACUGCUCAGUUACCUGGAAACAAUCUUUGGUUCAACUGCGUGCUUGAACGCGUCGUACCUGAAAGAAGAUGACGCUCACUACAACUGUAGUGACAUCAAUCAUGGCAUGGAUCUGGAAGCAGCUCGCCAUGGGUUCAAGUGCAUAGAAGAUGCCAAGAAUCCAUCAAUUCCGGAGCUGGUAGGGUUGUGCCUAGAAGAGCUGGUGAAGCUGCUUCCAACAGCUCCUCUGGAUAUAGAAGGGAUGCGAGUCUUCCUUCUUCUUCCUAUGUGUCAUCUAUUCAAGAACCCCCAGCGCUACUUGGCAUCCCUCGUUGGAAAGUAUUGCCACUCUGUUGCCCAACUGAGCACCAGAGCACAGACUAUUCUGUCCAAGUGGUGGUCCCUUCUAGCAGAAGCGCAGUUUGAAGACUUAAUUUCGGUGUUCAAGGGAUGCAUCAUAUUUGUGCUACAGCAGGACUUGCCAACGAAACAAAACCAUGGCCACCUUAAGUUGGCCCUCGACGUCCUGGCCAAACUGAGCACAGUGAAUCGAGAGUAUGGUGGCAUCGUGCCUUAUGAACAUUUCUACAUUCCGGCUGUGACCGAGAAGGUGGACGUGCAGCUGGACUACAUACAAUGGGUGCAGAGUAGUCGUACUCAGAGGAACAACAAGGUGUACUUCUGCGACUACCCAUUUGUGUUCAAUGCGCAGGCCAAAACAAUUAUCCUUCAGACUGACUCCCACAUACAAAUGCAGCAAGCCAUGGAAACUGCGUGUCAACAAACUUUUGCCAGCCUCAUCUUGCCAGUCGUGCCUCCCUCAAAUCCAUACCUGGUGCUCUAUGUGGGUCGUCAGAACAUCGUCAAUGACACCUUAAACCAGUUGGCUGACCAGUCAGCGGCUGACCUCAAGAAGCCCCUCAAAGUGCAGUUUCAUGGCGAAGAAGCUGUUGAUGCCGGUGGAGUGAGAAAGGAAUUCUUUUUGUUGCUACUGAAGGAGAUUUUGGAUCCAAAGUAUGGCAUGUUUACAGAGUACCCAGAAUCACGCUGCAUCUGGUUCAAUACACAGAGCUUUGAGGAGGAUGCCAUGCUGUACUACCUGAUCGGCAUCGUAUGUGGCUUGGCAAUCUACAACUUCACUAUCAUUGCCCUGCCUUUUCCACUGGCUUUGUAUAAAAAGCUUCUCAAACAGCAAACGAAGCUCGUCGAUCUACGUGGCCUCUCUCCUACUUUGGCAAAGAGCCUUCAAGAUUUGCUGGAUUAUCAAGGAGACGACAUUGAGAAUACAUUCUUUCUAACUUUCGAGGUGACAGUGGAUCACUACGGCACCAUGCGCAAUUAUGAACUCAAAGAGGGAGGCCGUAAUAUCAAAGUGACCAAGGAAAACAGGCAGGAGUACGUGAACCUGUAUGUGGACUUUAUCCUCAACACUUCCGUGCAUCGCUCUUUUUCCGCCUUUGCCGAAGGUUUUUACAAGGUUUGCACCAGUAAGGUCCUGGAUCUCUUUCACGCGCAAGAAUUGAUGAUCCUGGUCGUCGGCAGUGAAAAUUAUGACUGGAACGAAUUGGAGAAAAAUGCUCAGUACAAGAAUGAGUUCCACCGAAACCACCCGACAGUACGGACGUUUUGGAGAGUUUUCCAUGGUCUCGACUACGAAGAGAAGAAAAAAUUUUUACUGUUUCUGACGGGAUCUGAUCGUAUUCCUAUUAUGGGAAUGAGCGAGAUUAAGCUAGUGAUCCAACCAAUGAAGGUUGGUGACGACCACCUUCCUGUGGCCCACACGUGUUUCAACCUCUUGGACCUGCCCAUGUACUCCAAUGAAGAAGUGAUGGAGCGAAAAAUUCGCCAAGCUAUCCAGCACACCGAAGGCUUUGGCCUCGUCUGACACAAUAAGAGAAGCCAAUUGCUGGCCAGUGUGGAUUACAAGAAUCUGAGCAGAAAUUGUGCAUGUUAAGUUGACUGCACAAUGAAAUUAAAGCGAGAAAAGAAGCGCACCCUGUCAUGGAAUGUGCACCUUUUUCAAAGCUCUUUUGUUUGUUGUACCAGAAAUGGCAAUCUCUCAAAUAAAAGGCAUCAAAGCA
Messenger RNA from Ornithodoros turicata, 3930 nucleotides. RefSeq names its product probable E3 ubiquitin-protein ligase HERC4 (gene Herc4). The record is from RefSeq and is a predicted model, not a curated record. The transcript is spliced from 31 exons. Gene Ontology annotation, biological process: ubiquitin-dependent protein catabolic process; protein polyubiquitination. Gene Ontology annotation, cellular component: cytoplasm. The coding region runs from base 234 to 3734 and encodes 1166 amino acids. Gene Ontology annotation, molecular function: ubiquitin protein ligase activity. Lineage: Eukaryota; Metazoa; Arthropoda; Arachnida; Ixodida; Argasidae.